AUGUAUCAAAGUUUCAUUCGAUCACCAAGUCCGAUACGUCGCGUUAGUACUUUGUUAUCUCGUGGCUAUCACAAAACCACAAACACUUCAAAUCGGGUAUUCAAUUCUACCACAAGUCGAAUAUUUACUCCACCCACCACCCCCCUACUUCACAAAUCGCACAACCUUAAACAAUUCUCAAAUUCACAUAUUACACCUUUAUGUUCUACGAAAGGUCGAAUCUCCUAUCAUUUUUAUAGUACAGCUGUUAACGAUCAUUCAAGACCGAUUAAACAAACCAGCGAAUUUGAAUUUACUGAUGCACCUAAGGUUGAUGUAAAAAAAGUUCUUGUUGUGGGAUCUGGUGGUUUAUCCAUUGGCCAAGCGGGAGAAUUUGAUUAUUCUGGUUCACAAGCCAUCAAAGCCUUGCGCGAGUCAGGCGUUCGCACAGUUUUAGUAAAUCCAAACAUCGCUACCAUUCAAACAUCACAUGCAUUGGCAGAUACAGUAUACUUCCUUCCUGUCACCGUUGAAUACCUUACACACAUACUUGAACGAGAACGACCUGAUGGAAUUCUUCUUACUUUUGGUGGCCAGACUGGUCUAAACGUUGGUAUUCAAUUGGACCAAAUGGGUGUUUUGUCUCGUCUUGGAAUUAAAGUAUUGGGUACACCAAUUCGUACUUUAGAGUUAAGCGAAGAUAGAGAUUUAUUCGCUCAAGCGUUGAAAGAAAUUGACAUUCCUGUUGCCGAAUCUACUGCUGUGUCAACAAUCGAUGACGCACUUGCUGCUGCUGAACAGAUCGGAUACCCAGUCAUCGUUCGUUCAGCUUAUUCUCUUGGUGGUCUUGGAUCGGGUUUUGCAUCAAAUCCUGAUGAACUUCAUAGCUUAGCAGCUAAAUCAUUAUCUUUGGCACCACAAAUCCUUGUGGAAAAGUCAAUGAAGGGUUGGAAAGAAGUUGAAUAUGAAGUUGUUCGUGAUGCUGAAAACAAUUGUAUUACUGUUUGUAAUAUGGAAAAUUUUGAUCCUCUUGGUAUUCACACUGGCGAUUCAAUUGUCGUUGCUCCAAGUCAAACACUGAGUGAUGAAGAAUAUCACAUGCUAAGGACCGCUGCUAUAAAGAUUAUUCGUCACCUAGGGGUAGUCGGCGAAUGUAAUGUUCAAUAUGCAUUAAAUCCAGAAAGUCUUGAGUAUAAAGUCAUAGAAGUCAAUGCGCGUUUGAGUCGUAGUAGUGCCCUAGCCUCAAAAGCUACUGGAUAUCCUCUUGCCUUUAUUGCUGCUAAGAUUGCUUUGGGUCACACGCUUCCAGAACUUCGAAAUUCAGUCACAAAAACAACUACUGCGUGCUUCGAGCCUUCCUUAGAUUAUAUCGUUACAAAGAUUCCAAGAUGGGAUUUGAGUAAAUUCCAACAUGUCAACCGUGAAAUUGGGAGUUCGAUGAAAAGUGUUGGCGAAGUUAUGGCAAUUGGCAGGACCUUUGAAGAAAGUUUGCAGAAGGCCAUUCGUCAAGUCGAUCCUUCAUUUAAAGGCUUCCAGGCAUUACCCUUCCCAGAUCUUGACAAUGCCCUUAAUGUUCCCACGGAUAGACGUUUAUUUGCCAUAGGUCAUGCUAUGCUUGAAAAGAAUUACACCAUAGACCAAAUUCACAAUCUUACCAAAGUUGAUAAAUGGUUCCUUCACAAACUUGGUAAUAUUGUGAAUAUUCAGCAUGAUAUUAAGCACGCAGGAGAUCUUGAAAAUGUAUCCAAGGAAUUGCUUCAAGAUGCAAAGAAGAAAGGGUUUUCUGAUGCUCAAAUUGCUUUAAUGUUACAAAAUACCACGGAAGACCAAGUACGACAAAAAAGGAAAGGUUACGGGAUUACACCAUACGUCAAGAGGAUUGAUACUCUUGCUGCUGAAUUCCCUGCUCAGACAAAUUACUUAUAUACAACUUAUAAUGCUUCAACAAAUGAUAUUGAAUUUAACGAACACGGAACUAUGGUCUUAGGUUCAGGUGUAUAUCGAAUUGGCUCGUCAGUUGAAUUUGAUUGGUGUGGUGUAUCUGCUAUUCGUUCUCUCCGAGAUAUGGGCAAGAAAACUAUCAUGGUGAAUUACAAUCCGGAAACUGUUUCAACAGAUUUUGAUGAAUGCGAUAGACUUUACUUUGAGGAACUUUCAUAUGAAAGAGUCAUGGAUAUUUAUGAGGCAGAAAAAGCUCAAGGU
Molecule: messenger RNA, 2181 nt
Organism: Acaulospora morrowiae
Lineage: Eukaryota; Fungi; Glomeromycota; Glomeromycetes; Diversisporales; Acaulosporaceae
Source: the annotation of a GenBank genome assembly